AUGGUCAGCAUAACGCAAAAAGGUGACCAUGUGGAAAAGCUAAGGUUAUGCAAAGAUUCCCUACCAAAUUCUAGUACCUACCCUGCAACAGUACAGUUUAAGAAGCCUCUACUACUUUCACUGCCAAUUAGUGAAAAAGACGCAGAGUUCUUUAAUGCUCUAAUUAAGAUCAGAAACAAAGACCCCAUUUUGCAAAACAAAGAUGCUAAAUUAUUUGAGUCUGAAUCUGAGUCCGAGCCUGAUUCUGAGGCUGAUGAUAAGAAGAAAGAAAAGGCUAAGAAGAAGAUGUAUUUGAAAGAUGUAGCGUCAAAGCAUUUGAUAGAGGAGGGGCCGGAGUUCAAUGAUGAAGAUGAAGAAGAGGAUAAGGAUAAGAUGAAGGUGAAGACAUACUCAGAGGAGCAAGAGGAGCUGAGGAAGGAGUUCCUGGAUUCGGUGGAGAAAAUGGAGAUGGAGAAUGAGCGGGAUGGAGAGGACUUCUUUAAGGUAAAAGAGAGAGGUGAUGAGGAUGUGGAAGAUGACGAAGACGCUGAGGAGUUCUCCAAGAAGUUGGAUGAGUAUUUUGGGGAGGAUGAUAAGUUAGAUGAGAAUGACCGGUUUCUGAAAGAUUAUUUCAGGAAUAAAAUGUGGAUGAAUAGUGAUGAGAAGGUUGGCAAGGAAGAUGAUGUGGGAUUAGAAUUCUCAGAGGAUGAGGAGGAGAUUGAGAAGCAGGAGGAUUAUGAGAGGGAUUUCAAUUUCAGGUUUGAAGAGAAUGCUGGUGAUAGGGUAUGGGGACACUCAAGGAAAGUAGAGGGUUCGGUAAGGAAGAAAAUGAAUGCAAGGAAAUUGCAGAGGGAGAGGAAGGAAGAGAGGAUGGCAAAGGAAGAGGAUGAGAGGAAGGAGGAGUUGAAGCGAUUGAAGAAUUUGAAGAAGAAGGAGAUGAAGGAGAAGCUUCAGAAGAUUAAGGAGACUGCAGGGAUUGGAGAUGAUGGGGUUUGCUUGUUAGAUGAGGAUGAUUUGGAAGAGGAAUUCAAUCCAGAGGAGUACGAUAAGAAGAUGAAAAAGGCAUUUGGAGAGGCUUACUAUGAGACAGAAGAUGUGAACCCCGACUUUGGGAGUGAUGAGGAUGCAGAUGAAGGUGAUCUUGAAAAGCCUGAUUUUGACAAGGAGGACGAGUUACUUGGGCUUCCAAAGGGAUGGGAUGAAAUGAAUCAGCCACGUGAGGGGUUCUUAUCAGUUAGGGAAAGAAUUUUGAAAAGCCAGGAAAAUACAGGCGAAGAGCAUGAAACAGUAGAUGAAGAAGAUGGGGUGUCCGAAGAAGGUAAGCGGAAAAAGAAGCGAAGGAAGGAUAGUGUUGUUAUGCAGGCAGCUAAGGAUCAAUUAAUGGAGGAAUAUUAUAAGUUAGACUAUGAGGACGCGAUAGGUGACUUAAAGACUAGGUUUAAGUAUAAACCUGUCAAUGCUAAAAGAUUCGGCUUGAGUACUGAGGAGAUGUUAAUACUGGAUGACAAGGAGUUGAAUCAAUAUGUACCUCUAAAGACGCUGGCACCAUAUCGAGACAAGGAUUGGAAGUGGCUGCAGACAUUGCCAGUGUGA
Molecule: messenger RNA, 1572 nt
Organism: Ipomoea triloba (trilobed morning glory)
Lineage: Eukaryota; Viridiplantae; Streptophyta; Magnoliopsida; Solanales; Convolvulaceae
Product: protein KRI1 homolog
Exons: 3
Coding region: 1-1572 (523 amino acids)
Biological process (GO): endonucleolytic cleavage in ITS1 to separate SSU-rRNA from 5.8S rRNA and LSU-rRNA from tricistronic rRNA transcript (SSU-rRNA, 5.8S rRNA, LSU-rRNA)
Cellular component (GO): 90S preribosome; nucleolus
Source: RefSeq, a predicted model, not a curated record